ACCACGUAGUCCCCCCUUUUCAUGGGGCGGGUCUAAACUCAUCUAUGUCUCUGCUAUAGUCGCUAUUCCCUGCACUGAACAGCUGUGUUCACUCCUGGGAGGACUUUUAACUCCAUGCGGAAAAAGUCAGUGCUCUCAGUUAUGCGACAGGAACUAUCACCACCAUAAAGCUGGUCUGUUUGUCCUGUGUAGGGACCAAAAGAUAAAUCCAACCUGUGUCCCCUUCUGAGCCGACCCACACAGUGAGCUGUUAGUGCCAGCCCAUCAGACUCUUAUGCGUCCUCAGCCCACACCCACUGCAACACCGGUCUGACAAGUACACCACUGUGUUUUCUCCCAUGACUUUCAUUCAGCGCCAUGCCAGGGCAAACUACACCUUUGGAUGGAAUUCCAACAACAUGGAUCCAAAAAUAAACACUUGCACAAGGACUAAACACUGAUAAGACUGUGUUGUACUGAACCUUUUCUACCAAUAUGCACAUUAACCUGAUACUGUUAUGUAAUUCCGAUGUAGCAUUCAGGCACCAAGUCCGUGAUUUGAUUUAUUCAGGGUGGGGCCCCAGUCCGGUACAGACCUGCCAUUUAUUGUGUGACGUGUGCUCUUGCUUCCUCCGUCUACCCUUUUCACCACACAGUUAAUACUGUGAAUAACAUCACUCCACAUCACACCAUGUCUGCUUGUCGUCAUUUCUGUAAUACUUGAGGUAUUACCUACUGACAUCAUUCCUUAAUAGACAUUUCAGUGCUGCGUUUGUGUGUGUUUUGACAUCAGAAAUAUGAGCUAAAGAGACAAAUCAAAGCUGCAGGUUUGUUAUCAUGCAUGCCUCUCCCAUCUCUUGUGAACACAAAGAGAUGGGAUAGGCAUGCAUGAAAAAAGUGGCCUGCACUUUUCUUCUUUUUUUCAGUAUCACUAAAUUGGCAGGAUACUUUGUAAUAGUAGUAAGUAAAUAGUGUUUGUGCACCGGUCACACAAGCUCCUGUUCAUUGUUAGGGUGUCGUAUCCGAGGGCUUAGACAGAUCCCUCUUUGUGCCUCUUUAUUAUCAGUGUCUGCCAGCCUGUUCUGUCCUAUGAACUCUCAUGCUGGGGCAAGUCUUGUGAAAAAACUGCUCUGUCUGGAGAAGCACGAGGAGCUGCAAAGUGAGCUCAACAAUUGGCUCUUUGAGAAUCCCACUUGCUGAUCAGCACAGAAAAGGAUUUUGUUUUGGGUGAAUUUGUGGAUCUUGACCUCCUAAACACAAAUUGUUGACUCUGAUAUUUCAUCAGCACUGUUUUUUUUUCUCCGGUAACUGCCCUAAAUCCAAAGACAAAUGCUUUGCCUGGGUUUUGAAAACACUUUGCAUGACACAAUUGGCUGAAGCCAGCUCUGCUUACACAAGCCUUCUCAGUACCUGUUUGUACUUCUGCAUUGUGUAAGACCCAUCAGCUGUUCUUUAUAGGCAGCUAUAAUCACACAGGUAAGCGGAACAAUGCCACACCUAGCAAAGUAUGCAGGUGUGAUUGAUUUAAUAAACAUGCUGAAUCUGGUGUCCUCAGGUAGUCAGGUGACAUUCAGUGUAUCAGGUGAGUGUGAAUGUGAAUAAUUCAGUGAUGUGAAAUCAUUGUUCUUUAAUUAAUAACUUAAAGGAGCAUGUUCCAUCAAUUCCACUCUUGGCAGUUGUUCUCUAUAGAUAAUAUUCUCUCCUCUAAUUUAAAUGCAGUUUUAUUAAAGAGAUAUGUUAGGCAUGAUUCUUUGAAAAUAUAUAAAGACAGUGCCAACUUUUUCCCUCUACAGAACUCUUUAAGGUAUUUGAUUGAUUUGGUUUUGAUUAAGACACUAAGGUAACUGUGCAGAAAACGACACAUACCAGAAAUUAUACAAAUUUAGGCAACAAAUAAAUAACUAAAUAAAAAACGAAAUAAAUAAAAAUAAUGAAGAUUUGUAAUGAGAAAAGUUUACUCUUUUUAAUGUUCUUUAAUGUCCUUCUUGCCCGUGGAAGAAACCCAUGGCAGUCGCUAUGGCAACCACACAUACACAAACAUGGCUGACAUUCAGCAGGCAGGUGAAGCCUUCGGUUGCAACAUGCUGUGACUAGGCGCUAGGGACUUUAGUUACAACCACAACUUUGGUUAUAUGUAUAAUCUUUUGCGUCUUCCUAACGCGCUACAUGUCUCGGCUUGACGUUCACUUUACGUGGUCCUAAACUAAGUUCUUUUUCAAGAUUGCCCUGCUAAUGCUAAGUUAGCUGUUUAGCUAAUUAAACGUUUAGCUCCAUUGCAGCUUCUGUAUCGACCAUGCUGGAAGAACCGGAGACGAGACAGAAGUCGCUGUUUGACCCGUCUGUUAACAGUCACAGACCCGCCUCAGGAAAAUCACAGGACAUCUCUCACGUAUUAGCGAGUACUUUCAAGGACCUUUACACAAAGGACAUCAUUGGAAAAGACACUUUGUCCAACCUCAUCAAGUCAAGGAGUGGACGAAGCAGCUACCAUGACAAAUAUGUUGAAGAGCUUCAACAGGCUCAUUCUGAAUACAGCCGACGUAUAAAAGAAGCAGACAUGCUGGAGAGUCAUAUAAUCCAGGCCAGAACUCGGGCUGCAACCACAGAAAGCCAGGCCUAUGAAAGAAUGAAAGAGGAGAUAGGAGAUGUUUACGAUCACCAGGGUCUCCUCACAGUCAAAUCAGCCUUUUCCUGGUGUGUAGACAAAGAUCUUCUUGAAAUGUACAACCUGAUUUCCCCUCAGGACUACUUAACCUCACAAAAACCACGAGUUGGACCACCCGUGGCAGUAAAACCGAAUCCUGCCAAACCCACCAUCGCCUACGCCAUGCAUGUGUCCAGGGAGCCUCAGGACGAUGGUUAUACGCUGAUUCCCAGUCCAGAAAAGACUGCAUUAGAAAUGAAUGAGUCAGACCUCAGCCUGACUUUUGAGUCCAGCUCAGAUACCCCAAAGAGGAAGAAAAAUCCCAGGGAGAAGCCAAAUCAAACCAAACCCAGACCAAAGUGGAAGGGGGAGGCGAGUGUGAAGGAUAAGGCAGAGGCGUGGGAGAAACUUCAAAAGCUGAGAGAUCGACACAGAUUCCUACGCAAUCCUCACUUCCUCCCUCCAAAUGCGCAGCCUGGUGGCAUGUCCCUCAUCCACCCCAGGGGCAAAGUGGUGAAGACAGAACAUGAGAGGAAAGGGGUGGAGGAGCAGAGCUCCACUGAUGAUCCUGUCCCAGUCUUCCUAGCCAAACCUUCGGUGGUGGUUUUUACUGACUACAGUGUGGGACAUGUUUAUGAGACAACACUGGAGCUGAAAAACUUGACUUCUUCGAGCCGUCAUGUCCGGGUCAUCCCUCCUACCACUUCUUACUUCUCCAUUGGCCUGGGGAGAUUCCCUGGUGAGGGUGGUGUUGUUGCCCCUGGGAUGAGCUGUAAGUACACAGUGCGGUUUGCUCCAGACUCCCUGGCAGACUAUGAGGACUUCAUAGUGGUGCAGAGCCAGGCUGAGCACCUGCUCGUGGUGCCCAUUGCAGCCAGACGACCCCCUCCAAUACUCACCUUACCAAGAGUUCUGGACUGUGGUUACUGUCUGAUCGGAGGAGUGAAGUUUGUUGAGUUUCUGUGCCAAAAUGUUGGCCUCAGCUCUGGGACUUUCUGCAUCAUCCCCAAGAACCAGUGGCCAGCCUCGAACCUCAGGCCUGCGGCCAGAACAUACUUUUGUGAGCAGCCACCCUUUGCAAUCAGCCCGUCUCUCUUUGUGCUGCAGCCAGGAGAGGCCACUGUGGUGGAGGUGGUUUUCUUUCCCACGACUGCUGAGAAGAGCUGCCAGGUUUUCACUGUUGUCUGUGACAACUGCCAGGUGAAAGACAUCUCCAUUGAAGGUGAGGGCCAGCUGAUUGCUCUUGAGCUUGUGUCUGUAUCUGGGGAGAAGGAGCCCCCUGUAAUCGGGGAAGUGCAUGACCUCACUGCAGAGCACUUUGUCCGUUUCAGCCCAUGUAACCCUCAGUCUGUGCAACAGAAAAAACUCAUCAUUAGGAACAAUGUCCACUUGGAGCUGCCGUUCCACUGGCAGAUAUUGAAGCCCAACCUGCUGCCUCUGCUUCCAGGGGAAACCCCUGUACCUUCCCAUAUCCAGUUCCACCUAGCUACAGAUGAUGCUUUCCAUGUUAGCCCCCUUACAGGCAUUCUGGCCCCCUGCCAGGACCAAGAGUUCCUGUUUACCUUCUCUCCUAAAGAGUUGAAGGACUACCACAGUGUCUGUCACUUAGUCCUGAGGGAUGUCCCACAGCUGCCAUCAGAGCCCAGUGAAAACGGUGCCCUUCAGCCUGUGCGCACUGGCUCCAAGGUGCACGAUGUCAUCGUCAUGGAGAUAGAAGUCAAGGGGUCAACAGAGCCAUACCAAGUCCUGCUGGAGCCCUACGCUGUUGUGAUCCCUGGAGAGAUUUUUAUUUGCACAACCAUCCACAGGCAGUUCAAGAUGUGGAACCACAGCAAGACUUUCAUCUUUUUUCACUGGGAGAGGAUGAACAGCAGCAGCCACAUAAUAGAAGUAGAGCCAUCUACUGGCAGAAUAGAGGAGAACGAGUGCUUUGAUUUUGAUCUAAUUGUGACUGGAGGGAAACCGGAGAGGGUUGUGACCAGUCUGCUUUGCCACAUAGAGCACCACCAUGAACCCAUCGCCUUGGCUGUGGAAGUCUCCUUCAAGGGUCCCAUAGUGACCCUCAGUGUGCCCAGUGUGGACUUUGGGCUCAUGAGGCUCGGGGAGCAGACGCAGACCACCCUGCUGCUCACCAACACCACCCAGCUGGAGGCUUCCUGGACAAUUGAGGACAAUCAACAGGACCACCAAGACGCACAGGUAUUAGUGGAGCCAUGCAGAGGUGUGCUGCCCCCCUUGACCUCUUGCAGUGUGGACGUGUUCUUCAGGCCUCGUUUCUGCCAGCAAUUAGAAACAGAGCUGGAGCUGACGGUGGAGAAUGGAAUAGGAUGUCACCUGUCAGUGCGAGCAGAUGUGCAGUCUCCUCAGGUGUGUCUGAUGAACUGUGAGCUGUUCUUCUCUGAACUCUACAUCGGAAUUCCUGCCAAGAGCGCUGUCACUCUUUUCAACCAGACCCUGCUGCCUUCACACUUCAGAUGGAUGUCUGAGCUGCAGGGUAAACAGGCUUCACUGUGCACAGCCAGUUUUGACCCAUCCUCUGGUACUCUGGAACCUAAUGCCAGCAUGGAGAUCACAGUUGAUUUUACCUCUCACACAGAUCUGGAGCUGACUGAGGUGGCUGCUCUCUGUGAGGUCCAGGGGAUGAACUCUCCUCUUGUUCUUGGCAUCCUGGCUUCCAAAACCAAGAAACUCAGUGUGUCUUACUCGCUGCCAAGUGUCUGCUCAACGCCAGAUGACGAGAGCCCCUCAGAGCUGCUCCUCGACUUUGGAGGCAAUGUCGUUUUGAAGAGAGCCGUUACAAAGCAGUUUCUGAUAACCAAUCAAAGUGCUGUCCCUGCCCCUUUCACCAUAGAGGCAGAGUAUUUCCACUGCCAUGCUGCAAAGCCAAAUACCCAGUCCAAGAAAAGGUUCACAUAUGUUAAGAAGCCUCUUCACUCUGUUCAAGCUAAGAAAGUAGAAGAGAAAGCACAUGAGGAGUUUGUGAGCAGCCUGCUGGCUCAUGGGAAAGGCGCAGCUUUCUAUGUCCUGCCAAACACAGGGACGCUGGGACCAUUUGAGACCCAGACUGUGGACGUGACAGCCUACACUGACAUGUGGGGGGAAUACAGAGAUCGUCUCAUAUGCAAAGUGGGCGACCUUGAGCCCACACUCAUUCCCAUGCAAAUGACAGUCAAAGGAUGUCCACUGUACUUCCAGAUGACAGGCCCACGACCAGAUGACCAGAACCAGGGGCCAAUCAUACAGUUUGGCACUCAUGUAUCUGGAGGUGACACAGUGUCUCGUUCUCUUCGCAUCAACAAUCCCACCAUGUUUGACAUUCGCAUGGACUGGGAGACAUAUAACGUGGACCAGGAUGACCGUAAACUGGUGGAUAUGGUGGUGGCAUAUGGAGACGCCUUCCCAGUCAAAGAUACUGAUGGCAAUGAGGUGAUGAGUGGAGCAAUAAGGCUUUCUGAUGGGAGCAUUCAAACAGCCUGGGAAAGGGCUCGCACUCCAGGCUCUGAAGGAACAAGCACCUCCCCCCACAGCAAGACUGACAUGGAGGAGGAAGAAUACAUAACUGAGGAUCACAGUGACGAAAAGGAAACCUGUCUUUCCUUUCCCUUUCCUGCAAAGAAAAAACUCUUCUCCGUCCACAUCCGACCUCAUGUGGGCAAUCUCUCAGAUUAUCCCUACUGCAUUACACCUCAGCAAAUAGUGAUUCCAGCAAAGAGCAGCAGCACAGUCCAUGUAUCUUUCACUCCUUUGACUCUCUCCAGUUCAGCUUGUGAGGCCAGAUGUGUGGGUUUAGCUCUGGGUUUCAUGAGUCUAGACUCCAAGAUGGCUGCCUUUGUCCUGGGUAAAGUUGGAAGAGCUCAGGGUUUGGAUUUGGAGCCUGUCAGGGUGGAUCUACUAGCAGCCGUUAAGCCUGCAGUGCUGUUAGUGCAGAUGGAGGAGGACGAUGGGGUGCUGGAGUUUCAUGCAUCGGUUGGUGAUUUACUGAGGGCAGAAUCGGAGAAGGAGCCGGUAGUGCGGGAAUUUGAUGUCACACAGACCCUUCAGCUGAAAAACACCUUGGAGAUGCCCCUACACUUCAGGCUGGUGACUCAGCAUCCAUUUAUAGUGCUCAGGCCCCAGCCUCGAGCCCAGACCAGCACUUCCAGCAACCCACCUACUGGUGACAGUCAGUCUCUGGUGCUGCAACAACAAAACAGCAUGCAGGUGAAAGUGGCCUUCCACUGCUCUCUGCCCCUUCUGGACCACGGGGACCAGACAGAUGAGGAGGUUCCUCCUGGGGUGACCCUAAUCCACAGCACAAGUGGGCAGAGGAAGCUGAGGUUCCAGCAAAACCUCCUGAUUCACUACAGCAACAACAGCCUGCAGAUAGUGCCUCUCUGUGCCUAUCUGGAUCUAUCUACCCUGCGUCUGUCCACCCACAGCGUCAACUUUGGGUUCUGCUAUGUGGGACAGAUGGAGACAGUAGAAGUAAACCUCUACAGUCAUGGAGCCCACACAUACUGGAAAUCAGUCAUAGAGUCAGAUGAAGGGGAGCCCCAUGUGUUCAGGAUCACACCAGACUUUGGGCUUCUGAAGUCCAAGGAGCUCCACGUCACCAGCUGCAGCCAGUGUCUACAGAUCAGCUUCACUCCCAGUGAGGACAGAGAGUUCAGAGCCACAGUGGUGAUCUGGUCUCCUCUGGUGAAGACCCCCCUCACUCUGCAGCUCCAAGGAGCAGGAUCUUUUGAUGAAAUGUACAGGUCCAGCUAGAUGUUGCUGUAACAACAUAGUCACCACCUAACCUAACUUACAUCAACCUAUUUAUAGACCUUUUUGUAAGAAUGUAAAUAAAUACAAAGAAAAACC
This is a messenger RNA of Lates calcarifer (barramundi perch), 7465 nucleotides long. It is a transcript of the gene dlec1, whose product is annotated as DLEC1 cilia and flagella associated protein. NCBI's taxonomy places the organism in Eukaryota, Metazoa, Chordata, Actinopteri, Centropomidae. The record is from RefSeq and is a predicted model, not a curated record. Gene Ontology annotation, biological process: negative regulation of cell population proliferation.